AUGUCUACAGCGCUGGUCGAGCGCUUGCUCGACCCACGUUCUCCACUCAAUAUAGAAAGUUUGCUCGAUGCUAUUGCUGCGCUUGUUGCUGACUGUAAAAUACCUCACUUGAGACAUAACAGAAAUAUUGAUAACUUUAUAUCGAGAUAUCAGAGUGUUGUUGAACAAUUAUCGCAACUUCGGCUGAAGGGAACGGAUUUUCGUCUGCUCAAAGUUAUCGGUAGAGGAGCUUUCGGAGAGGUUCAGCUUGUUCGUCAUGUGUCGACUCAUAAUGUGUAUGCGAUGAAGCUUCUGAACAAGGAUGAUAUGAUAAAAAGAUCGGACUCUGCUUUCUUCUGGGAAGAGAGAGAUAUCAUGGCUCAUGCCAAUUCUGAAUGGAUUGUUCGUUUGCAUUAUGCAUUCCAGGAUACUAAGUACCUGUACAUGGUUAUGGAAUAUAUGCCUGGAGGAGAUCUUGUCAACCUAAUGACAACUUAUGAUGUUUCUGAGAAGUGGACCCGGUUCUACACCGCUGAAUUAGUUGAAGCACUCUCUGCACUUCAUGAUAUGGGAUAUAUUCAUAGGGAUGUGAAACCAGAUAAUAUGCUCAUCUCCAAAUCUGGCCAUAUCAAGUUAGCUGAUUUUGGUACUUGUGUUCGAAUGAACAAAAACGGAGUCGUAAAAUGUUCAACAGCUGUUGGAACACCUGAUUAUAUUUCUCCUGAAGUUCUCCAAAAACAAGGUGAAGAAGCAGAAUAUGGAGUUGAAGUAGAUUGGUGGUCAGUCGGAGUCUUCAUAUAUGAGAUGCUCAUUGGUGAAACACCGUUCUAUGCAGAAGCAUUGGUAACUACUUAUUCUAACAUUAUGCAUCACGAGAAAACUCUCCGUUUUCCUGACGAACCCUCAAUUUCUAAGAAUGCCCAGGAUUUGAUCAGGAAGUUCUUAUCGAAGGCAGAAGUUCGCUUAGGAAAAUCAGGAGUAGAAAGUAUUAAGAGCCAUCCAUUUUUCAAAAAUGACGAGUGGAACUUCGAUACUUUAAAACACGCAAACCCUCCUGUUGUGCCUGAAUUGAGUGGAGACGAUGACACAACUCAUUUUGAAGAAAUUGAGUCCAAUGGAGGCGAUAAAAACGAUGCUUUCCAGCUUCCGAAAAAUUUCAAUGGAAACCAACUUCCUUUCAUUGGUUUCACUUAUUCCAAUGAAUUCAGUCCUCUGAAAGAGCUCAAUAAGGCUAUGCAGGUUGCAAAGGAGAAAAGCGGUACCAAGACUUCUGCAGAAGAAUCCUUAGACAAUUCUAAGAUUAUGGCUCUCCAAACAAUGUUAGAAUCUACACGUAAAGAGAUUCUAGAGCUUCAAGCAAAAUGCGAAACAGCGAAAGAAGAUAAUGUUAGAAAAGAAGAUCGCGUGCGUCAAUUAGAAACCGAACGAGAUCGAUACUCGGACCGUAUCCAUGAAAUGGAAAGAGAACUCAAAGAUGUUCAAGAUCGAGCACGUGCUGGGUCUGAGCAAGAAGAUCGUUUGAGAAGGGUUGAGCAUGAACUUCGACUUCAAAGAGAGUCUUGUAACGCUUUGGAAGCUAAGCUCCUUACGACUAAAGAAGAGGAAACAGUGUUACAAUCUCAACUUCGUCAACUUCAUACUGACUUGGCUAGAGAAAAAGAGGUGAACAGAAGAAGUUCGUCUCUAGCUGAAAAUUAUGAGAAAGAAUGUAAAUUGUUAAAAUCCGAAAUCAAUGAUCGCAACAUACGGGAAAACGAACUGAUGAUGAAGUACAACAAAGCUUUGGAUGAGAGAAAAGAAAAUGGAGCGUAUAAGGAAACUUUAGUUAAACAAAAUGAAGCUGAAAUGGAGAAAAAACUUGAGAACAACAAAAAACAUAUUGAUCAGCUAAGAAACGAAAUAGAUAGUGAAAAAAGAUUACGGGUUAAUGCACAGUCAGAGCUUAAUUUGGUUUCUCAAAGGUUGGCAAGUAUGAUGGGUAAUGAGCAAUAUCUUGAGCAAGAGAACAACAAGCUUAAGGAAGAAAAGCUUCGGUUGGAGUCUCGUUUAGAUACUGUUUCUAGAGAAAAGUCUCGGCUUCAAUGCCAACUUGACUCUCUCCGUGAGCAGCUAGAGAGCUCCGAACGUUUCUUGCACUUAUAUGAGAAGGAAACUAGAACUGCAGAGGAAGAAGUAAAUGAGUAUAGGAAUGCUUUACCAGCUUUGCAAGGUGAAAUGGAACAAGUAAGAAACCAACUCGAAAGUGAGAAAUUGGCUCGUCAUAUUGCCGAAGCUAAUUUAGCCGAAGUUGAUAAAUCAAAGACUAUGCUCCAGGAAGAGGUGAAACAACUUGUCAAUCGUCACGAGAAGGAGCUCAAUGCCAAGGAAGUUCGUAUCAACUUGCUUCUGGAGAAAGAAAGAGAAUUGGAGAGUUCAUUGAAUACUACUAUACUUCAAGAACGGGAAAAUCAGUCCGAGGGAUGUGAAAAAGAUGCAGUAAUUAUGAAACUUCAACAAAAGGUCGACAAUGAGACCGCACAUAAAAAGUCGUUGAUCAGAAAGUUAGAAGAGGAGAUGGCUAAAAGAACUGUCACGAAAAAAGGAGAUAAGGGGGUAACAAAGGGAGAAAUUAUGAGGAGAGACGUGAAAAUCAGAACCUUGGAAGGGGAUAAACAAAAACUUACUCACCAAUUAGAUGAAUCUCACAAUGAAAGAUUAAAGGCUGAAAGUGAAUUCACACUUCAGCUUGAACAAGCAGAGCGAGAGAUCGACACACUUCGUAAUGAAAAUCGGGACAUCCGUGAGAAGUUCGAUGAAUUGAUUCGGAGAAAAGGAAUAGAUGAGAUUAGAUCUGUGGACUCAAGAGAAGAAAUCCCUCCCACCCUUAACAACGAGUUUGAUGGAUGGGUUUCUAUGAAACCAAACAAGGCUGGUGGAAGUCGCAAAAAGAAAGAUUGGAUUCAAUUCUUCGCUGUGUUGACCCCUAUCAAUUUCUCUUUGUAUUCUGAAACUCAUACCGGAUAUCAUCAUACUCCUCAUAUUAUUAUUGAUGUGAUAAAACUGUGUCACGUGCGUCUCGUCACAGCGGCAGACGUCCGCGCGGAACCCGAACAGAUUGCGAGGAUUUUCCAUAUUAUGUAUGAUGGAGCUGAUCCAUCAACCGGAAAAGCCAGUAGACACGCCUCCACCUCUGAUCUCAGCUCAGCUUACAGCUCUCAAAAGGAAGAAGAUUGGAAUUGUCACGAUUUCCAGGAACUGACAUACCACAUGCUGACUUAUUGUGACGUUUGCAAAAACAAGCUCUCAGGAACGUUACGACCUCCCCCUGCUUACGAAUGCCGAAAUUGCCGCCUGAAAAUCCACAAGGAACAUACAAUGGAGGAUAUUCCUGCAUGCAAAUUUUCUUCUGGAGUUCGCGAAUUAAUGUUGAUGGCUCCAUCUAGAGAAGUCUGUAACGAAUGGGUCAAUAGGUUGCGUAGACUCAUCAAUAAUCGACAUCCACAACAUGCUUCUGUCUCGAGAGUGUCAUCACGAGCUCGAUCUUCUCAUCAUAAUAGUUCUUUUAGAGGAGAAUAA
This is a messenger RNA of Auanema sp. JU1783, 3534 nucleotides long. Lineage: Eukaryota; Metazoa; Nematoda; Chromadorea; Rhabditida; Rhabditidae. The record is from the annotation of a GenBank genome assembly.